This is a messenger RNA of Perognathus longimembris pacificus (Pacific pocket mouse), 4270 nucleotides long. It is a transcript of the gene Rrp8, whose product is annotated as ribosomal RNA processing 8. Gene Ontology annotation, biological process: regulation of transcription by glucose; rDNA heterochromatin formation; cellular response to glucose starvation. Bases 151 to 1515 code for a protein of 454 amino acids. The transcript has 7 exons. Gene Ontology annotation, cellular component: nucleolus; rDNA heterochromatin; chromatin silencing complex. Gene Ontology annotation, molecular function: methyltransferase activity. NCBI's taxonomy places the organism in Eukaryota, Metazoa, Chordata, Mammalia, Rodentia, Heteromyidae. The record is from RefSeq and is a predicted model, not a curated record.
CGAUGGUUUUUCCUGCGCCGUGCCGGCCGCUCUAGCCGCCGCCGGCGUUGACUCGUUGGUUUCCGUCCGGGGGCGGGGGGGGCCCGCUCGCUGGUGCGCUCCGCACGUGGGAGAGUCGCGCGCGCCCCGCGCCCCGCGCCCGCGGUCCUCAUGUUCGAGGAGCCCGAGUGGGCCGAAGCGGGGCCCGUGGUCGCGGGCCUCGGGCUGGUGACCUCCAGGGCCCCGCCAGCAACAGCCCCCAAAGUCAAGGGCCGCAAGCGCCGCAAGCUCUUGGCCACAUUACGGGCCCUGGAAGCAGCAUCUCUUUCCCAGCAACCCCUGAGCCUGCCUGGCAGUGACUCUGAAGAGGAAGAUGGAGAAAGGAAGAAGAAACACUGCCCAGAGCCUUUGCUUUCCAGUGCUUCUGCUGGCACAGGGGGGAAAAGGAAGAAGAAAUGUCAAACACAGACUCCACCUCCCAGUGAUUCUGAGGACAAGGGAGUAGAAAGGAAGAAGGGCCACAAACAAACUCUUCUUGACAUUGACUGUGCUGAAGGAAAAACAAAGAGGCAAUGCCAGAAACAAGCCCCUUCAAACCUAAUCCAGCCUCUGAAUAAUGUUGACCGAUCAGGUAAAGUCUUGGAGAAAAGUGCUACAAAUGACCCACCUAAGCCAAGCCCUGGGUUGACUUCCCCCGACACGCCCCACACCUUGAGCCGCAAGCAGUGGCGGAACCGGCAGAAAAACAAGCGGAGACACAAAAACAAAUUUCGGCCACCUCAGACAUCAGCCCAGGCUCCUGCUGAGGCCUCCACAGAGGAGACCGAGGUGCUUCCUGUUCCCAGAUCAGACAGCCAGGAAGCCCGGGGAGAGGCCCUGCGAGCUCGGAUGACACAGCGGCUGGAUGGAGCCCGAUUCCGCUACCUCAAUGAACAGCUGUACUCGGGGCCCAGCAGCGCUGCCCAGCGCCUCUUCCAGGAAGACCCUGAGGCUUUUCUCCUCUACCAUCGAGGUUUCCAGAGCCAAGUGAAGAAGUGGCCCCUACAUCCAGUAGAUCGAAUUGCCAAGGAUCUUCGCCAGCGGCCUGCAUCUUUGGUGGUGGCUGACUUUGGCUGUGGGGAUUGUCGCCUAGCAUCCAGUGUCCGGAACCCUGUACACUGCUUUGACUUGGCUUCUCUGGACCCCAGGGUCACUGUGUGUGACAUGGCCCAGGUGCCUCUGGAGGAUGAGUCUGUGGACGUGGCUGUGUUUUGCCUUUCACUGAUGGGAACCAACAUCAGGGACUUCCUAGAGGAGGCAAAUCGUGUGCUGAAGCCAGGGGGUCUCCUGAAGGUCGCCGAGGUCAGCAGCCGCUUUGAAGAUGUUCGGGCCUUUCUGAGGGCUGUGACCAAGCUGGGGUUCAAGGUCCUCUAUAAGGACCUGACCAACAGCCACUUCUUUUUGUUUGAUUUUGAAAAGACUGGGCCCCCUCAGGUAGGACCCAAAGCUCAGCUCUCAGGCCUGAAACUUCAGCCGUGUCUGUACAAGCGCAGGUGACCUCUGGGAACUCCUUCAGAGGAGAGGAGGCGAGGUCAGACGUUGAAGACUGUAUUGCCAGGCUGUGAGCCAGGACCUGAUGCUACGAUAGAACUGCUGGCUCAGCUCCUAUCUAACGAAGCCUUCUGGGCAUAAAGUCACUUGGAUUGGUUGCAGGAAAAGGUGUUGAUUGCAAGAACACGGAAAUGUGUGGGAAUCAUGAAUGGCCUUACAUAUCAUGAAAACUAGUUGGUUUGGAACUGGUGCAUCUGUGUAUGAUUCCUCUUUCCAUCUAGGCACACAGGCUUUUUGUCCUGGCCUCUCUACCCUGCUGUCUACUGACCUGUUCUAACCAGCCCUUACUCUACCAUAGAUUCUACUCCUUCAACUUCAUUUUAUCCAGACCUUGGAAACUGCAGACAAGCAGCUCAUGCUUUGACCAUUCCAAUCUAGCCUACCACUUAGAGCUGAGAGUCUAAAUUUCAAAUAUUCCAUUCCUCAUUUAGACAGUGGUGAAAUUUCUGUCUUGCAGAAUUGUUCUGUGGGAUAACUCAGGGGAUGGAUAGGCAGAGUUGAGAACAUAGGAGGUGCUGUGUAUUAAUUAACUACCUGUGUACAUGUUGUAAACUUUGCUGUUUUUUUAAAGGGCAUCCCUGAGCUGGGUUGGAAGUUAAUGGGAAAAGAAUGAAUUUAUUGUGGCUGGGAAUGUGGCUUUGUGGUAGCAUGCUUGCCUAGCAUGCAUGAGGCCCUGGGUUCAAUUCCUGGGAACCACUUAAAUAAAAUAAAUUUUUAAAAAAAGAAUUUGUUGACUGAGGAAUUCCUGGCAGUUUUGUGUAGACCGUUCAGUGAACUCAUUUCAUGAGGCAUUUAUAGACUCUUGCAUUUAUAGUUUCAUCAGUCAAUCCAGUGAUGUGGUCGCCUCUAUCUGGUCAUGAAUCUAAAAGAGAUUCAUCUGGAAAAGUUGCGUGCUGAGGGAUCACCCAGAGCUCAUUCUUUGUAGAUGAAAUCAAAGACCAGGAAGCAAAGGAGUUUUAGGUGUUCAGCAUGUAAGUGGUGGAUUGUUAAAAGUUCACACGAGUAGGAGAGUGAAGUUAGGUUGUCGUAUUCGAAUAAUCAAGCAAAUGUCCUGGGAAUUACGAGGUUGUCAUCAGAAUUAGAAUGCUUGAAUUAUUAAUUUUGGAAGCAGAUCAGCUCCAAGUGAUGGCAAAAUGUUGGGUGUAGCUUCAGGGGCGAGUCCCUGGGGAGGUGAGAAGGUAAGGUUGCCAAGAGGUCAGGUAUUAUGGAUGGGAGCACUGAUACAUCUAGGGUAGUAGUAAAAGUUGGCAGCUUCUUGAGGGAGGGAGAGGAUCCAGGACAUCAAAGGGAGUGGAACAGGAUGGCACACAUUUCAUAAUAGCAGAAAGUUUACAAUAGCUUACUAGAAAGACUUCCAUGUUAGGGGUGGUAUGAGGCUGGUGAGUAGCUGACUGCCAAAUAGCCAAUAAAAUUCCUUUAACUGUCCUCUUCAGCUGCUCAGGUUCAUGGCGCUUCUAGGAGGACCUGCCACGCCCCAUAAAGCAGGAGCUUCCUGGCAUAACUCUGUGAGAGGCAAGCCACAGAGAUAGUGAAUGUGUGAGCAGCACAGCAUAAGAUACAUAUCACCUUCCUAUAGUUCCAUGUUCGUGGUUUUCCUGAUUAUUAUUUCUAUCCCUAGGUCUGGAUUAUUUUUUCUGUUUUCUUACCAUAGUCAGCAGGAAAGCUGAGGUCUGUCUUUUCCCUCUCCACUUUCCUUCCUUAUAGUUUGGAUUUGCCUAUUCUGACCCCAGCCACCUGAAUAAACAUCUCUAGAUCUGACUCACACCAGGCUUUCCCUUCUUCAGCCCAGCCCCCAUUAGUGGUGCCCAAAAGCAAGACUCUCCUGAGCCAUCAGCUUUAGGAUUUUCAUUCAAAUCUAGUCCCAAGCUUCUGUAUCUAGGGUUAAGAGCCUGGGCUUGUUAUUAAGAAACAACAGUAUGCCCUCUGUUUAAGAAACUAGAGACGGUGUGAGUAGAUCAGAUUGAAGGAAGAGGUAGAGUAGGAGGAGGUAAAGGAGAGGUCAGUGGUGAGAGGCAGAGGGAUCGUAAAUAAAGAGGGCAGGAUGGGAGGAUAGUGGUAUAGAAUUGCUUUGUAGGAAGCUUGUUACUCUCAACCCCUCCUUUGUGGGGCCAGGUGUCUGCCCUCUUACCUCAAAUCUGGUUGAGGACCCCAGUGGAAUCAUUUGGGAAGCAUGAAGUAUUUAUUCCUACCACUGAGAAAUGAUGAGGCCAGAAGCUAACCCCUGCCCUGGAAAUGUAUACCAGCUGUUUCAAAGGUGGGGCCGGGGAAUGCUGCUGCUUUGGCACUGGCCCUCAUGCCCAGAAUUUGCCCUCGCAAGCAGUGCAUAAAUUUCUCCUCUGUGUACCUUGUAGAAGGAAGGGGGUAUGGGGCAUGGGAUGGUUUUGGACCCGUUCAUGUCCAGUAGGACCAUUUUGAAGAGGAAAUGAAGUCAACACAAAGAAGCAAGGAGCGAGCUAUCUGGACUGGGGCGGUCAUUUCAGGGGACUACCCACAAUAGGUGCUUCAUCUCCCUGCCUCCAGGGGGCAGCAGGAAUAUUCCUCCUUUAAAUACUAACUAGGUCCCUAGGCCACAAAAGUCACCCAGUUAAGCCAGACUUAUUUAUCCUCUUUCCCCUUUCUCAAUUCUAUAAUGUGGAGAGAGGGCGCUGCUACCCAAGCAGACAGCAAAGCCCUUCCUCUAUCCACCAAAACAGGCUGCUUG